GGAAAACGUCAUGCUUCGGCGCGGAGCAUGCGUAGUGAGAGGGUGUGAGCAAUCCGGCGGAGAAGGGAAGAGCUGCUGAGGAGUGGUUUGGACAGAUCAGCACGGCAGCCAUGUCUGUUGAGGAUAUACAGGCCCGAGCAAACCAGGUGGCCGAUGAGUCCCUGGAGAGCACCCGGCGGAUGCUGCAGAUGGCGGAGGAGAGCAGAGACGCCGGUGGCAAGACUAUGAUCAUGCUGGAUGAGCAGGGAGAACAACUGAGGCGCAUCGACGAGGGGCUGGAUCAGAUCAAUCAGGAUAUGAAGGAGGCGGAGAAAAACCUGACCGACCUUACUAAAUGUUGUGGCCUGUGUGUGUGUCCUUGCAGUAGGGUGAAGAACUUCGAGAUGCAGGAUGCAUACAAGAAAGCCUGGGGUAGUGAUUCUGAUGGGAACACAGGCAGAGUUGUCUCCAGUCAGCCAGGCAACAUGCACAACAACCAUGAGAUGACCGGGCGGGGUGGUGAAGGAGAAGGCUACAUUACCAGGGUAACCAAUGACUCUCGAGAGGACGAAAUGGAAGACAACCUGCAACAAGUGGGCAGUAUCAUCGGAAACUUGAAAAGCAUGGCCAUUGACAUGGGCAACGAAAUAGAUGCCCAGAACAAAAAGAUCAGUAACAUUGCUGAGAAGGCUGAUGCCAACAAAGCUCGGAUCGAUGAUGCCAACCUGACAGCAAACAAACUCAUCAAAAAGUAACAUGGAGCCUUGAAUGUACAGCUUCACCUCGUCUGAUUUCUGCGUCCCUUUCCAUGGGAGUCAUUGUGCCUUCUUACAUCUCGAUUUCUCCCAACGAGCUGACUGUGAAUUAGUGUAAGAUCUACAUUGCUUCCAAGUGACUCCCAGCGUUUUUGAUCAGUGUAGUCUACCAGCCGGACUCUGGAGCCAGUCAAGGUUGUGUCCAAAGAGUGACUGAUUUUUUUUCCCCCUCUUCCAUCGUCCACCCGCUGGCCUCAUGUUUAAAUGGCUUUUAUCAGCAGUGCAUUUUUUUGUACACUUCUUGUCCAUUUGUUGGCUACCAAUGUAAUGACUGUGAAGGACUGACUGCAAGGAUCAAAAGUGGGAGCUGUGGGCAGUCCAAAAUAGCAAUAUCAGGGAGACUGGUCUCUCUUUAUUCUUCCUCCCAUCUUUCUUCUUUCAACCUCUUGCUGUUUGCUCUAUCUUUUCCUCUCGGCCUCCAAUCAGAUUCUACUAGAUUAUUUUAAAUAUCCGUAUUAUCUAAUAUUCAUUUAAACUAAGUAUUUCAGACAAAAGCUGCAUUGGCCAAUACCAGAGGAUAAUGUUGCUCUGAAGGAAGAAUGAGUAGUUUAAUUGUACAUGAUCCAGAAUGACUUUACUUUUGCAGUUUGAUUGUGAUGCACUCAUUGAGAGUUACAAUGAUUCAACCCACUUCAGUAAUGGCACCUCAUCUCUGGGUCAUGGCAAUAAUCCAGAUAUCUACAGCCUCAGUGUCUCGCUACCCUUCCUCUGAUUAUUCUGUUUCGCACCCUUGCUCUUGUUUUAGCUGUGAAUUGCUUGCCAGUUUUUAACCAUAUUUAAUUUGGCAACUCAGAAGGUUUAAUAACAAUCCUAUUUCUGCAAUGCAAACCACAUUUUAGUUCUGCCUCAGAAAUCGAGCUUCCUUUUAUGGGAGGGGAACACAGACUGAAAGCGCUGGGAUAUGAGUCUGCUGGAUCUCGGACAGUGAGAGAACUGAGUGAUUUUUGAGAGGGAAUUGAACCCGAUUUGAAAAGUGCUGCUGCUUGACAGUGACUCUGGAAAUGCUGCUUCAUAUCAAAGCACCCAGGGUCUGGGCCUUCCUGUCAAUCCACCUCUCCCACCUUUCUUCCUGGCUUUAGUCUUCCAAGCCACCUAGAUCAUGAGCCUUCCUGUCAAAUUUAUAGUACACAAGCCACCGUGACUAGGCAUGCCCAUCAAUCUUAAACUUUGCCCUAAACUAGAUGGGCACCAGCAGUUUGGAUUUCCCAUCUGCUUCAAUCACAUCUUCCUAUCAACCUCAACCACAUUGGCCCCAAAGAAUGAGCCUUCAGCGAAUAAGCCUGCAACCAGGGCACUGUAGCAGCUGGAUUAUGAUAGUAGUCUUGUACCAAGCAUGUGAGGAGAGAGCUGAACCCACAAUAAACUCUGCAGUGGAGUAAAAUCAGUGACCACAGGCCCAGCUGCAAGAGCAAACCAUCAAUUAACAAAGAUGGGAACAAAAUAGUAAGAUGACCUGCACGUGCCUGUGCUGGUUGGGCAAAGUCACCAGGAUUCUCUACAUGAAGGCCCGGUCUUCAGCCAGCGCCUCUUGCAGCUUCACAUCAAUUGUUAUCGAUUACUCGUGAACAGAAGAAAAACUGAGUGGCGGUUAGGGCUGAACAGACUCUUUCCAGUGCACACGGCUUGCUGUAAUAUAUAUUUUGCACAUUUAAUCAUUUCUCUACUCUCCAACUGCAUUGAACUCAUUGGGAAGUAAUGAUGUUUAAUAGAAAUAAUGUGAUUACUAACUGCAACCUGACUCUUUAUACCUUAAAACAUCUCAUUUCUUAAAAGAAAUAAAACUCGAUCCUCCUGA
Carcharodon carcharias (great white shark) is the source of this 2589-nucleotide messenger RNA. Its product is annotated as synaptosomal-associated protein 23-like. The transcript has 8 exons. NCBI's taxonomy places the organism in Eukaryota, Metazoa, Chordata, Chondrichthyes, Lamniformes, Lamnidae. Gene Ontology annotation, biological process: synaptic vesicle priming; exocytosis; synaptic vesicle fusion to presynaptic active zone membrane. Gene Ontology annotation, molecular function: SNAP receptor activity; voltage-gated potassium channel activity; syntaxin-1 binding. Bases 111 to 734 code for a protein of 207 amino acids. Gene Ontology annotation, cellular component: plasma membrane; SNARE complex. The record is from RefSeq and is a predicted model, not a curated record.